Lingula anatina is the source of this 546-nucleotide messenger RNA. RefSeq names its product beta-1,4-N-acetylgalactosaminyltransferase bre-4-like. NCBI's taxonomy places the organism in Eukaryota, Metazoa, Brachiopoda, Lingulata, Lingulida, Lingulidae. Gene Ontology annotation, biological process: carbohydrate metabolic process; glycosphingolipid biosynthetic process. The record is from RefSeq and is a predicted model, not a curated record. Gene Ontology annotation, cellular component: Golgi apparatus. Gene Ontology annotation, molecular function: N-acetyl-beta-glucosaminyl-derivative 4-beta-N-acetylgalactosaminyltransferase activity; galactosyltransferase activity.
AUGACCGAAGCAUCAGUGGAUGGAUUUGGUAAAGGGUAUAGUCAGUUUCGUGGUGACGUCAUUAAAUAUGGUCACUGGAAACCACGUUCCUGUAUAGCCAGAUCUCGUGUAGUGAUAAUCAUACCGUAUAGGAAACGCCCGGAGCAUCUACGCCACUGGUUGGCUCAUUAUCAUCCAAUCCUACAACGCCAAAUGAUUGAGUACAGGAUUGUUGUAGCUGAGCAGUUCGGUUCAGAACUUUUCAAUAAAGGGCGGUUAAUGAAUGCUGCCUUUAUAGAGUGUAAGAAGGCAUUCGAUUUUGACUGUGUGAUCUUCCAUGACGUCGAUCUUCUACUACAAGAUGACCGCAACAUGUACUGGUGCUAUAACCUCACCAGUCCGAGGCAUUUGUCUCCUGCUGUUAGUAAAUUCAAAUAUAAAUUACCGUACAAAAAACUGGUGGGCGGAGUACUGGCCUUCACAAAGAAACAGUUCAAAGCUGUUAAUGGCUACAGCAAUGAGUUCUGGGGCUGGGGUGGCGAGGACGAUGACAUGGCGGAGAGGUAA